Phoenix dactylifera (date palm) is the source of this 1476-nucleotide messenger RNA. Its product is annotated as abscisic acid 8'-hydroxylase 3-like. The record is from RefSeq and is a predicted model, not a curated record. Gene Ontology annotation, biological process: sterol metabolic process; brassinosteroid homeostasis; brassinosteroid biosynthetic process. Lineage: Eukaryota; Viridiplantae; Streptophyta; Magnoliopsida; Arecales; Arecaceae. Gene Ontology annotation, molecular function: monooxygenase activity; oxidoreductase activity, acting on paired donors, with incorporation or reduction of molecular oxygen; heme binding.
GCCUGAGGGUGGUAAUUUUUUGUGCAGUUUUAGUGUGUAGAGAUGGACUUGAGCAGCUUACAGAUCCUUGUGCUUCUCUUCAUGCUCAUAGUUUCAGGUUUCAUAUGGCUGCACUCAUGGUCAUCCACAAGUCAGAUGGGAAGAAUCCCAGGCUGCUUGGGCUGGCCUCUCAUAGGAGAGACAUUCUCAUUUAUCUCAGAAUUUUCGAGCGCUUCUGGAAUACACAGCUUCGUGCGUAAGAGACGGCAAUUGUAUGGAAAGGUGUUCAAAACAAGUGUCUUGGGGAGGUUAACUAUCUUCAUGACAGGAAGAGAAGCAGGCAGGAUAUUGCUGUCUGGGAAAGAUGGAAUUGUGAGCUUGAACCUGUUCUAUACAGGGAAGCAGGUGCUAGGCCCCACGAGCUUGCUCACAACCAGCGGUGAAGAGCACAAACGGCUCCGACGAUUGAUCGGCGAGCCCCUAUCGAUGGAUGCACUCAAGAAAUACUUUCAAUUCAUUGAUGAUCUAGCCAUCAAGACACUGGAGGGAUGGCGUGGGAGAACAGUCUUUGUGCUCGAGGAGGCUUCUACUUUCACACUCAAGGUGAUAGCCCAUAUGAUAAUGAGCGCGGAACCAUAUGGAGAGGAACAGGAGAAGAUUCGCGCCAACUUCAAGGUUAUAUCAUCCUGCUUUGCAUCCUUGCCUUUGAAGAUCCCGGGAUGCGCUUUCCAUCGUGGUCUGAAGGCUCGGAACCGGAUGUACGCAAUGCUGGACUCCAUAAUCUCCAAGAGAAGGGAUGGCAAGGACGUUCGCCAUGAUUUCCUGCAGACCCUCCUAAGAAAGCAUAGCAAAGAAGCAGCAGAUGAUGAUUUAGAUAAACUCACGGAUGCACAACUCAAGGACAAUAUCUUAACUCUGCUUGUUGCAGGUCAUGACACCACGACCGCAUCACUCACAUGGCUUAUCAAAUUUCUAGCAGAAAACCCCGAUGUUCUUCAAAAUCUCAGAGAAGAGCAUAUGAGAAUUCAAGAACGAAGACAUGGCAGUUUGCAUCUUACCUGGUCCGAAGUCAGCAACAUGCCUUACACCAUCAAGGUAAUAAAUGAAACACUUCGCAAAGCCACCAUCUUGCCUUGGUUCUCAAGAAAAGCUACCCAGGAUUUUAGCAUCGAUGGCUGCGACAUUAAGAAAGGUUGGGCAGUGAAUCUGGAUGUAGUCUCCAUGCACCAUGAUCCAGAUGUUUUCCCCAACCCCGAGAAGUUCGAUCCAUCCAGGUUUGAUAAUCCAUUAAAACCAUUCAGCUUCUUGGGGUUCGGCAGCGGACCACGGAUGUGCCCAGGAAUGAACUUGGCCAAGCUGGAGAUUUGUGUUUUCGUCCAUCAUCUUCUCUGCAGAUUCAAGUGGAGGCCUCUUGAUGAAGAUAACUGUGUCCAGCCAACACUUGUUCGCAUGCCCAAGAACAAGUACCCUGUUGCUGUUGAGCCACUGGAGACGUAG